Molecule: messenger RNA, 3988 nt
Organism: Diceros bicornis minor
Lineage: Eukaryota; Metazoa; Chordata; Mammalia; Perissodactyla; Rhinocerotidae
Gene: SNX16
Product: sorting nexin 16
Exons: 8
Coding region: 748-1782 (344 amino acids)
Biological process (GO): endosome to lysosome transport; protein targeting to lysosome; early endosome to late endosome transport
Cellular component (GO): late endosome; early endosome; extrinsic component of endosome membrane
Molecular function (GO): phosphatidylinositol binding
Source: RefSeq, a predicted model, not a curated record
AGAGGCGGAGGCGCCCCGGGAGCCCGGCGCGCUCCCGGGACCUCUGGGGCGCUCGCCGUGUGCGCGCAGCGGCCGGGGGGUGCGCGUCCUCCCCGGCCCUGGGGCCUCCGGUGGCGGAGGGCAGGCGGAGGGCAGGGCGGUCCCGCGGGCUCCGGAGGGGUGAGAGUUCAGACUUGCGUUCACUUCUUUUGGGGGAGGCCAUCAGGCGGAACCGAGCAGCGGUGAAUCAGCAGCUCAAGUUUCCUGAAGCUUUGGUGAUGGGGAAGGGUGCCCAGAGCCACGUGCCGAGUUAGAAAUCUGGUUUCAGCAUCUUUCCAAGUCCGAGCAGUCGGUUUCCUGCCUUCCUCACCAGUGAGCAGAGUUGUGUCGGUGGAGUUGGGCAGGCAGACGCCUGGUUGUGUGUCGUUUCCCUGGUCUGUAGUUACUACAGUUUCUUAGUUUAUCAUUUGACAACGUAGUGGUAAACCUUUUCUUCCUUGCUGUAUUAUCAGAUUAUUCUGAGACCGGAUCAAGUCCUGUAGACAACAGAGAUUGUUAAGAGUGACCAAGAUUUGUUAAAUGUCCUCAGUUUAUGGCAUAGCAGAAUUAGUGAUGAUCUGGAAACUGUGAAGAACGUUUACACUUCUAAUCGUUUAAUCUUGUUGGAUAUAGUGAAUUCCUAAGAAGAAAAUAAUGGAUUGCGUGUUCAUUGUUCUCUAAGGGUUUGGACUGUGCAGUGUGCAGCUGUGUUGCAGAGGCCAGAAGAAGAUGGCGACUCCUUUUGUGCCCGUUCCUAUGCCCAUAGGGAAUGCUGCUUCCAGUUUUACAACCAACAGAAACCAAAGAAGUUCUUCUUUUGGCAGUGUCUCAACAAGCUCAAACUCUUCCAAAGGCCAUUUAGAAGACUCAAAUAUGGGUAAUUCUAGACAGACAAGUGUACCUGAUCAAAUGGAUAGUACCUCAUCUAUCUGUAGCAGUCCCCUCAUUAGGACUAAAUUUACAGGUGCAGAUUCUUCCAUUGAGUAUACUGCUAGACCAAGAGAAAGUGAAGAACAGAAUCCUGAGACAGGAAAUUUGGAAGAUAGGCCUUCUACACCUACCAUCCUGGGUUAUGAGGUGAUGGAAGAAAGAGCUAAAUUUACUGUAUAUAAAAUACUAGUGAAGAAAGCCCCAGAAGAAAGCUGGAUAGUUUUCAGGAGAUACACUGACUUCUCUAGGCUUAAUGAUAAAUUAAAAGAGAUGUUUCCAGGCUUUCGAUUAGCACUUCCACCAAAACGCUGGUUCAAAGAUAAUUACAAUGCCGACUUUUUAGAAGAUAGACAAUUAGGAUUACAAGGUUUUCUUCAAAAUUUAGUAGCUCACAAGGACAUUGCCAACUGCCUUGCAGUAAGAGAAUUUCUUUGUCUGGAUGAUCCACCAGGUCCAUUUGAUAGCCUAGAAGAAAGCAGGGCUUUCUGUGAAACUUUAGAAGAGACAAACUACCGUUUUCAAAAAGAACUACUUGAAAAACAAAAAGAGGUGGAAUCACUAAAGAAACUGCUCAGUGAGCAGCAGCGUCAUAUAGACGCUCUGGAGAACAGAAUCCGAACACUGUCUUUAGAACCUGAAGAAUCACUGCACGUGUCAGCAAUAGAAGGUGGACAGAUCCUAAAGGUGGAGUCCCCUGCGCUUGAGGUUGAUCAGGAUGUCCUGGAUGAAGAGUCUGGAGCUGAUGAUAAGCCAAGCUUAAAUUUUGGUGAACCUGGGAAUUCUCUAUCUGAGAUAGAAGUAGCAGAAGUGGCAUAUAGUGCUGAAGAAGACUAAUACACCACAAGCAGUUCCUUCCAUUUUUACAUUUCAGCAAAUGUAGAACAGAAUGGCAAAUAUUUGAAAAGAAAAAAAGACUGAAGCAUUUACAGAAAACAAGAAUGCACAUGUAUCAAGUUUACAUAAAGAAAAGGUUUUUUUAAGUUAUUGGGAUAGGAAGUAUAUUCACUGCUGCUUUAAAGUGUCUUUUAUCCAACCUUCGUAUUCAAUACACUAAAAAAAAAUCUAGAUAGAGUUCUGUUAUCAAGGCCCACAUUCUUAAAUACUGUGCAUAAAUUAUUUUGGUGUUCUAACAAUGUAUUGCUCCAAACUAACCUGUGUGCAUGCAUACACCUGUGUGUGUGUUUAAAUCACCAGUUAUAUUAGUCAAAUGGAAAUUAAUUGCAUGUUGCUGCCUGGUUGACAUAUACUUCUUCAUAUCUCUGACAUGAUAUAUUUUCAUUAAUGGUUAAAAUCAGUGGUAAAGCUGAAUUGAGUUUUAAAUAUUGACAUAUUUACCAUCUCUAAAUAAAAAUUGCUUAUUUGGAAUGUUACUGUUAUUUAAAAGAGGAUAACUUUCUAGUACCAAAGGAAAACUAUCUGCAAGACCUGUAAUAACACAGCUAAAGUGAUAAAAUAGCCUGGAUUUUAAAAGCUAAUUCAGUAAUAUCAAAAUAGUCUGUGUCCCAGUUUAUUAUAAUAUGUUAUACUUGUUUAUUUUCCAGGUAGUCUUUAUCUUAAAUCUCUACCUGUAGAAUUAGUGAGUUUGCCUCUCAGGACACUACCUCUUUUUGCUAAUCAAGGCAUGCUCUUUCGAAAAUAUAUUAUAGAUUCUAAGCAAAUAGAGAGUUAUACAAAAAAAAAAAAAAGCCAUAUAUACUACAAAGUUCCUAACUAUAUUGACUCCUGGCAUUGCAUUUUUAUUUCUAUAUAUGUGAAUAUGUUGCUAUAAUAUAUUAUGGCUGAUUUUCUUUUAAAUUUAUAUUUAGCCAAGUGAUGCACUUUAUGAUAAUUAAACUGUUGUGCCAAGUUUAAUUGGUAAAUUUCUUUAGCAAGUGGAGUUAGGGUAAAGAAUUGUGUAGUGCCUUUACUAUUUCACUUUUUACAAAAGUCUCCUAGGGUCUGUGAGUCAGCUUUAUGAAAAAAUGUUUAUUUCAGCUUUGCAUUUAGUUGUUGAAAGUGCUUUGUUUCAUUUUUAUACUAUGAAGUUACUCAUUUAUUUUGUUUCUGCUGUUUUGCAUAUUGUUAAUAAGCAUUGUAAUCAUGCUAGCAUUUUGAACUGCGUAUGCUUUCUAAACACUGAGGGAAACUUACUGGGGAAAUAGAAUAACAAUCUCCUAUUUUUUUUUCUUCACUGUCUCAAAGUUUAUUGUUCUCUUGAUGUAUGUAUUAAGAUGUGGUUGUAUAAAAUUCUGCUGAUGUCGAGUAACAGAUCCGAUAGUCAUUGUUAACCUUUGAUCUAAAAAGGAGACUGCUUUUUACCAAAGUACGAAAAAUUUUAAAAGUCUUCUUCAGAAUGUACAGGUAUGCUCUGUCUUGGAACCUUUGCCCCAAAGUGUAUUAGAAAUGUGUUUACUAUCCUGGGAGUCAAAGAAUACAAUAAAUUUGUGUACUUGUUCAUUUCAAAAUAUUAUCCUGGGCUUAAAAAAGGUUCAAAAAGAACAAUCAUUUAAAUUAAUGAGUAUCAUUUUUUAGUCUAAUUAAACAAGAUGAUCUUUGCUAAAUUCCAGAUAUUAUAUGUGCUACAUGUGUAUUUUAAAGUGAACCACACACUUUUUGUGUGUGUGUGUGUGUGUGUGAGGAAGAUCGGCCCUGAGCUAACAUCUGGCAGUCCUCCUCUUUUUUUUUUUUUUUGCUGAGGAAGACUGGCCCUGGGCUGACAUCCAUGCCCAUCUUCUUCCACUUUAUAUGGGACGCCGCCACAGCAUAGCCUGACAAGUGGUGCGUUGGUGCACUCCGGGGACCCGAACUGGUGAACCCCGGGCCACCGCAGCGGAGCGUGCACACUUAAGCGCUUGCGCCGCCGGGCAGGCCCCCAACCAUACACUUUUAAAAUCUGGCCUUUCAGAAGAUUGUAUUAAAAGUUUUUGGAUGAGUGAAGAAAAACUCUUGUUAAUUAGGUAAACCACUAUUAUUUAUAUUUAGAAUUUCCUUUUUUUACUUUUAUAAUGCAUUUUAUUCCCAGUAUUAUAUUCAUUUAAUAAAUUAUUUUUUCAGUACAACA